Molecule: messenger RNA, 3065 nt
Organism: Girardinichthys multiradiatus
Lineage: Eukaryota; Metazoa; Chordata; Actinopteri; Cyprinodontiformes; Goodeidae
Product: epithelial cell-transforming sequence 2 oncogene-like
Exons: 22
Coding region: 72-2942 (956 amino acids)
Molecular function (GO): protein binding; guanyl-nucleotide exchange factor activity
Source: RefSeq, a predicted model, not a curated record
ACACAGCAGCUCAGCUGAAACAAAUACACUCCGCUCAAAGCAGACCUUCCUAGUGGUUCUGAAACAGUUUGAUGGUGAUGGACCUGAGAGGCGCUCCUCACUCAGUGAAGCUCUGGCAGCUCAACGGGACGGACUAUGAGCCACAGUGGACCCCCAAACAGGGGAGUGAGACGCGCUUCAGCAGCUGGACCCCGCUGACCAACAAGCAGAGCAACCUGCAGCUGUUUGAGGAGCGGAUGAAGCUUGUGCUGCACUGGUUUGAUUUGUGGACUGACUCACAGAGAAAACACCUCCUGCACUCUCUGCUGAUGCGCUGCACCAAGUCACAGCUUAAGAACUGCAGAGAUAUGCUAAAUGAGACGCUCCCUGUAACCCGAGUGGACUUCACAGCAGUGCUGCCUCGGUUUCUGUCCCUGUAUGUUAUGUCCUUCCUGUCCCCUCGGGACCUCUGCAGUACUGCCCAGGUCAGUUGGCAAUGGAGGGUCCUAACAGAACAGGACUGUCUUUGGGCAGGCCGUUGUAUCAAGAGAGGUUGGUUUCUUCCCUAUGCUCCAAAAGAAAAGGAGUUCGGAGCCUGGAAGAACCACUACAUCUCGUGCGUCUCCACACUGGACUGGCUCACUCAUCGGGAAGCAGCCGAGAUGUAUGGGACCCUCAACCAGGCAAACAUGGGGGUAACAGAGGAAGAAGAAGAGAGGCGCAAGGAAAGGAGGAGAAGGCAGAAAAUCAAGGAGGCAGUAAAGGAGGAAAAGAGACUGUCCAUGACAAGCAGGAGAGCAUGGGGUACUAACCCAAAGCCUGAAAGAUCCAGAGGUGGAAGUUCUCAGACAGACAGGUCCAGCUCAGAGUUAGCGGUGAGAUCUUGGCCCUCCCUCUCCUGGCCACUGAGGACAGCUGAGUCUCCCGCCACCAGUCUCAGUCCACACAGAGGACAGCUGGAUGGAGCUCAUAUGACAAGUGUUAGCAGACUAUUUAAGGCAACGACAAUGUCGCCUUCACUGCCACACACAGUCUCUGCUGCCCUCUUACUGCUCAUCUCCAACCGGAUUCCUGCUUAUGAGCUGGUUCUCAGUGGUGUGAAGGCCGGAGUGACCGUGGUUCUGUAUGACCACAGAGGGACUCUCUCUGCUCUCUUAAGCCAGAUGGAGAGGGCUGUUUCAGGGCAGCAAGUGCGAAGGCUUGGCCUUCUCGUACCAGGAGGAACAGAGGAAAUUCACCUCGUUAAUGGCAGUAUUCUGUCCGAGAGGACUUUACCAUACCCAGAUCUCCAGGAAUUCUGGGUAAAGCUGUGUGGCUUGGUGGCACCAGGUCAGCAAGGAGGUGGGAUUGAUAUUUUCUGCCCGCUGGCUGCAUCUGCAUCAGGUCUUGCUCUGAUGUGUGAUCUUUCCAAUCUGAUUGGUCUCAAAGUUCGAGCACCUUUGGGUCUCGCCACAGGCAGUUUCCAGAACAUCCUCAGUGAGUGGUCCGGUGGAGACGGUGGUGCUGUACCUGUGGAACAGGACCCAGCAGCUCCAGCUCUGCAGUAUAUGUUUGACAGUGUGUUGCUGGGCUGGUGUAGGCAGGCUCAGUGGAUGGAGGAGGUCCUGGGACAGCUGAGGAACUCCCUGGAGCUGCAGCUUCAACAGGCCAGUGUUCAAGCCAGAGGCAGAGCUCUGGGACUCUUUCUGUGGGAGAAAAUCUGCCUUGAUAAUCUCUGUGUGUCCAGAGAACUCAGUGAAGCACUGACAGUAGGACUUACAACUCUAAGCAGACAGGAAGAUAACAGACCUGUAGAGUUUCUGUCCAGCUUCCUGAUGAGAUGGAGUAAAGAAGAGGACGGAGAGAGAAACCAAGCAGCAGGUGGUUCAUCUUCAGCCCCUCAAGGCUUAGAAACAUGUCCGGGUCUGAUCCAGGAGCUACCGCAGACACCCUUAGAUUGGAGAUGCUCAGUUGGAAGAGAGGUUCUCCACAGCGAGCGCCUUUAUCUGGGAAGGCUGAGUGCUGUGUUAAAGGUGUACCAGGAGCCUCUUAUGGCAGCUUUAAGCUCCAACAGAGCUAUCCUUAGCAAUGCUGACAUCCAGAUUAUCUUCCGCCCUGUCGCAGUAAUACUUCAGCUCAACAGUUUGUUUCAGGCUGAUUUACAGACCAGGCUGCAGCAUUGGGGUGCAGACCAGUGUGUUGGAGAUGUGUUUGUGAAGCUCUGCUCCAAACUGAACGUCUACACUAACUACCUUAAUAAUUACAUCAAUACCAUCCGCACCAUUGAUAAGUGCAGGGAGGUUAAACCUGCAUUCCGGGCUUUUCUGAAGAGAGCAGACAGAACUCUGCCGACACACAUGCUGAGCCUGCAGGAGCUGCUGCUGUGUCCAGUGUGGCGAAUCCACGAGUACGUUACUCUGCUUCAAGCUCUGACCUUACAGACACGACCCGGUCACCCCGACUACUCAGACCUCUGCUCCGCCCUCAAUACAAUGCUCCAGUUCAGGGAGUUCAUACAGAAGUUAAAAAGAAACUCAGAGGCAGACAGGCUGCUGGAGGAGACGCAGAAACGGAUACAGGGCUGUCCGAGCCUCAUUGAAGGAAACAGGCAGCUGAUAAUCACUCAGGACGCCAUGCUGCUCAGGAGUCCAGAUGAACAGAUCCCAGACUCACUGAGGACUUUUGAGCAUGUUUUCGACGUGGGACUUUUCCUGUUUAACGAUGCUUUAGUUCUGACCCGGAGAAGGUUGCAGCACACACCUUUCACUGUGUGUCAUCUGAGCACACACACUUUCUUGGCCUCCGUGGCUCUUUCCAGUCUGGCAGUCAGAGAAAUCCUGCACACACGCUACGUGUCUCAUGCCUUUGUCCUGAACGGGCCGCACCAUUCUUGGGUUUGUGCAACAGAGCAAGGUGAGGAGAAGGAGUACUUUCUGUCUGUGCUGCGAUCGGCUAUAAACUCUUCCCUGGCAGGACACCAGUGAAUGGAUGAUGAAGAUGCACCAGAAAGGCUCUAUGUGUACCGCCUGAUGCAGCUGCAGCGUUUCCUGGGUCAGGGCGUCUACCACGGAGCCUAUACACCCCCCAAGGGGAAGCAGCUGCCAGUC